UGCGGCGGCGCGCCGCGUCACGUGGCCGCGGGGUCAGGUGACCGGCGGGUGCAGGCAGCCAUGGGUGCCGGGCGCCGUCCGCGGUGGGCGCCGCUGGCGCUGGGUGCGCUGCUGGGGCUGCUCGGCCUCGGGGCGGCGGGCCACCGGGUCCGCGACCCCGGCUUCCGCGAGGGCUACUUGGAGCAGCCGCUGGACCACUUCAACUUCGAGAGCUUCGGCAACGGGACCUUCCGCCAGCGCUUCCUGCUCUCAGACCGGUUCUGGGAGCGCGGCCGAGGGCCAAUAUUCCUGUACACAGGCAACGAGGGUGACGUGUGGGUCUUUGCCAACAACUCGGGCUUCAUCGUGGAGCUGGCAGCGCGGCAGAAGGCCCUGCUGGUCUUCGCGGAGCACCGGUACUACGGGGAGUCACUGCCGUUUGGGGCACAGUCCACACGGCCUGGGCACACGGAACUGCUGACUGUGGAGCAGGCGCUGGCCGACUUCGCAGUGCUGCUGCAGGCGCUGCGGAAGGAGCUGGGGGUCCCGCACGUCCCCGCCAUCGCCUUCGGAGGGAGCUAUGGGGGCAUGCUGGCCGCCUACAUGAGGAUGAAGUACCCGCACCUGGUAGCUGGCGCCCUGGCGGCAAGCGCCCCCGUUGUGUCCGUGGCAGGCCUCGGGGACCCCACCCAGUUCUUCCGUGAUGUCACAGCGGACUUCGCGGCCCAGGGCCCCGAGUGUGAGCAGGCCGUGCGGGAGGCCUUCGCAGAGAUCCAGUACUCUUUCCAGCGCCGAGCGUCCGGACGCAUCAGCCGGGACUUCCGCACCUGCCAGCCGCUCUCAGGGGCCAAGGACCUGAAGCAGCUGUUCGUGUUCGCUCGCAACGCCUUCACCGUGCUGGCCAUGAUGGACUACCCCUACCCCACCGAUUUUAUGGGCCGCCUGCCCGCUAACCCAGUCAAGGUGGGCUGCCAGCGGCUGCUCAGUGAGAACCAGCGUGUCGCCGGCCUCCGGGAGCUGGCAGGGCUGGUGUACAACUCCUCGGGCUCCGAGUCCUGCUACGACAUCUACAAGCUGUACCACAGCUGCGCCGACCCCACCGGCUGUGGCACCGGCUCGGAUGCCCGAGCCUGGGACUACCAGGCUUGCACCGAGAUCAACCUGACCUUCACCAGCAACAACAAAACGGACAUGUUCCCUCCCCUGCCCUUUACCGAGGCCCAGCGCCGGCAGUACUGCCAGGACACGUGGGGCGUGUGGCCCCGGCGGGACUGGCUGAAGACCAACUUCGGGGGGGAUGACCUCAGAGCCGCCAGCAACAUCAUCUUCUCCAAUGGCGACCUGGACCCCUGGGCAGGAGGCGGGAUACGGAAAAACCUCAGUGCUUCCAUUGUAGCCAUCACCAUCCGUGGAGGGGCACACCACCUGGACCUUAGGGCAUCACACCCAGAGGACCCCGCGUCUGUGCUGGCGGCCCGCAAGUUGGAGGCCUCGCUCAUCCGAGAGUGGGUGCAGGCGGCUGCACUCGAGGGUCAUUGAGCCUGGGCUGCCCUGAGGCCCCAGAGCAGCGUCUGCACCGUGUGACUGGGGCUUGGGGGGUGGUGCAGCCCUCUCCCGUCCUGG
Ochotona princeps (American pika) is the source of this 1602-nucleotide messenger RNA. RefSeq names its product dipeptidyl peptidase 7 (gene DPP7). Bases 61 to 1518 code for a protein of 485 amino acids. Gene Ontology annotation, cellular component: vesicle. Gene Ontology annotation, biological process: proteolysis. The record is from RefSeq and is a predicted model, not a curated record. Gene Ontology annotation, molecular function: dipeptidyl-peptidase activity; serine-type exopeptidase activity. NCBI's taxonomy places the organism in Eukaryota, Metazoa, Chordata, Mammalia, Lagomorpha, Ochotonidae. The transcript has 13 exons.